CAGAAUGCAACAGGAUCAAGUGAGUAAAGUACGGAACUGUCCAAACCUACUUUCAUUUUCGUUUUUUUAUGCUGACUAACUAGGCGAUAUGGCGUCUCUGGAUAUUCGUUUCGACUCGAAGAAACAGGUGGAUGAUUUCAACCAAAAACUCACCAAAGAGGCGGAGGACUUGGUGUUCAAAUUAUUCCCUCUGAAGAUGGAAGAGCUGCAGAUGCUGUUGAAGACAUCUUUCAGCUGUGAUAACCUGGCAUCCCUGAAGGCUCCGCUGGACAUCCCGAUACCUGACCCAGCUAAAGAGGAGGCCAAACGCAAGAAGAAAGAGGAGAAGGAGGAGAAGGAGGGGAAGGAGGGGAAAAAAGACAAGGACAGCGAUAAAGAGGAUGAAGAUUCAGGGCCUCCUUGUGGCCCCAUCUGCACCAACGAGCGAGUAGAGAGUCUCCUGCAGAAGGUGAAGCCUCAGAUCCAGACACUGAAGGAGAAGCUCAACAUGGUGUCAAUGUGGGUGCAGCUCCAAAUCCCUAAAAUUGAAGACGGUAACAACUUUGGAGUGGCUGUCCAGGAGAAAGUGUUUGAGCUGCUGACCAACACACGCACCAAGAUCGAGGGGUUCCAAACUCAGAUUGCAAAAUAUUACAAUGAGAGAGGUGAUGCUGUGGCCAAAGCCUCCAGACAAUCCCACGUGGGAGACUACCGACAGCUGGUUCACGAGCUGGACCAGUAUCAGUACUGUGAACUCCGCCUUGUGAUCUUGGACAUCUGCUGCACAUAUGCUGUGCUGUUUGACGUCAUUACCAAGAACUAUGACAAGAUCAAGAAGCCCAGAGGAUCCGGCAAAGCUCUCAUCUAUUGAGACUAGAGCAGGCUCACCGGCUUACAAGAUACAACUACUAUAAUAUGACGCUAAAGUAACUAAACACCUGUUCUGACAUGCGUUCAUUCAUUUUGGUAUCAAAUUACACAAUAAAGCAAGGUCACUCGGAUAA
Molecule: messenger RNA, 983 nt
Organism: Anoplopoma fimbria (sablefish)
Lineage: Eukaryota; Metazoa; Chordata; Actinopteri; Perciformes; Anoplopomatidae
Gene: psme1
Product: proteasome activator subunit 1
Exons: 12
Coding region: 89-850 (253 amino acids)
Biological process (GO): positive regulation of endopeptidase activity; regulation of G1/S transition of mitotic cell cycle; regulation of proteasomal protein catabolic process
Cellular component (GO): nucleoplasm; proteasome activator complex; cytoplasm
Molecular function (GO): endopeptidase activator activity
Source: RefSeq, a predicted model, not a curated record